This is a messenger RNA of Prunus armeniaca (apricot), 3093 nucleotides long. NCBI's taxonomy places the organism in Eukaryota, Viridiplantae, Streptophyta, Magnoliopsida, Rosales, Rosaceae. The record is from the annotation of a GenBank genome assembly.
AUGACCACACCUCUGGAUUCUUCAACUCUACCAAGUGGUAAUAGUUUUGGACGCGAAACUGAUCGCAUGGUGCUGCUGGACUUGAAGAAAAGAAUCACUCAAGAUCCUCUUCAUGUCAUGAGCUCAUGGAAUGAUUCCGUUCAUUUCUGCAGUUGGGUUGGCGUCACGUGCAACCCUUCCACCAAAAGAGUCGAGAUUUUGAAACUCAAGUCUCGAAAACUAGUAGGCUCUUUACCACCUUCUAUUGGAAAUCUUACUCAUCUUGCUAGAAUCAGCCUGGCCUUCAAUAGCUUUAGUGGUGAAAUUCCUCAAGAAAUGGGUCGUCUACGAAGCCUGCAAUAUCUCAGCCUGUCUGGAAAUUCCUUCAGUGGGAAAAUACCAACUAAUAUAUCUCAGUGCACACAACUAAAAGAUCUCCGUCUAACUCUCAAUGGGCUUAUAGGGUCCAUUCCGAACCAAUUCAAUUCAUUGUUGAAUUUAAAUUAUCUAUCCCUUGAUUCUAACAAUCUCACUGGAGCAAUCCCAGGUUGGAUAGGAAACUUUUCUUCUCUGCAUGAGCUUUAUCUUAGCCAAAACAAUUUUCAAGGAAGCAUACCCAGUGAGCUCGGGCGUCUGACCAGCUUGGGGACAUUUGCACUUGCGUCGAAUAAUCUGUCUGGUAUUGUCCCUUCUUCAAUCUAUAAUAUUUCUUCAAUGCACAUCUUCAGUGUUGCUGUCAACCAGCUCCAUGGAGAGCUACCACCAAAUGUUGGCAUUAAUCUACCAAAUCUCGAAGAAUUUUAUGGUGGUGACAACAAAUUCACUGGAACUAUUCCUGCAUCAUUGUCAAAUUCUUCCAGACUCUGGAAGAUUGAUUUGAGUCAAAAUGGUCUCCAUGGGGCACUCCCUGCUGAAAAUCUUGGCAGCUUGCGAAACUUAGUUGAGAUGUCCUUUGGUAGCAAUAGACUCAGAAAUGAGAAAACUGGCGACUUCAAAUUUCUCAACUCUUUGGCUAAUUGUACUAGCCUAGAGAUCUUGAGUCUUGAAACUAAUCUAUUUGAAGGACAGUUGCCAGGAUCCGUAGGCAACUUUUCUGGCCAACUACAAUAUCUUUAUUUGGGGACAAAUUUGAUACACGGGAGAAUCCCUCAAGAAAUUGGAAAUCUCGUAAACUUGACCCUCUUAGGAGUGGAAAAUAAUGAUUUGAGUGCAAGUGUCCCUGAUGUAGUUGGGAAGCUUCAAAAGUUACAGGAAUUGUAUGUGAAUGAUAACAAAUUUUCUGGGCCGAUACCAUCCUCCUUAGGCAACUUGACUUCCUUGACACACCUCUACAUGAACGAUAAUAGGUUUGAGGGAAAUAUACCUCCAAGUUUUGGUAGCUGCCAAAGUCUGCUCGAGCUCGACCUUUCUCAUAACAACAUAACUGGCGCCAUACCUAGAGAGCUUUUCGGGGUUUCAUCUCUUACAAUUUCUUUGGACAUUUCCGAAAAUUCUUUGACUGGUUCGUUACCAUCUGAAGUGGGUGAUUUGAUAAAUCUUGUGGAGCUGGAUGUAUCAGGAAAUAAGUUAUCAAGUGAAAUCCCCACAACCCUUGGCAGUUGUAUUAUGUUGGUGCACUUGCAUUUGGAAGUCAAUGAAUUUGAAGGAACAAUUCCUCAAUCCCUUAAAAAUUUAAGAAGCCUGGAAGAAAUAGAUAUUUCACGCAACAACUUAUCAGGGCAGAUUCCCGAAUUUCUGGGCAAGUUUCCGUUUCUUCUCUAUCUCAAUCUUUCUUAUAAUGAUUUUGAGGGUGAAUUGCCUAAAGAAGGGAUCUUUUCAAAUACAAGUGGUCUCUCAGUUAUUGGAAACAAUAAGCUUUGUGGUGGCCUCCCAAAAUUACGUCUACAUGCCUGCUCCAUCAAAAAGUCCCAUUCAUCUCAACGACUACUUGCCCCAAAGGUAGUCAUCCCUAUUGCUUGUGCACUUGCCUUCAUAAUUGCUCUGUCAUGCUUCAUUGUGGCUCGCUCAAAGGUGAAAAAGUCAAGAGGUGGACCUGUAGCUUCACAUUCUUAUAAGGGUUGGAAAUCCAUCUCUUACUUAGAACUCGUUCAAUCAACUGGCGGUUUCUCUAUGGACAAUCUGAUUGGUUCAGGAAGUUUUGGUUCUGUUUACAAAGGAGUACUUCCUACUGAUGGGAGGGUAGUUGCUAUCAAGGUAUUCAACCUUCAACAACGAGGAGCUUCCAAGAGUUUCAUUGAUGAAUGCAAAGCUUUAAGAAGUAUACGGCACCGGAAUCUUCUCAAAAUCAUAACUGCAUGCUCAAGUAUUGAUAAUCAGGGUAAUGACUUCAAGAGUCUAGUUUUCGAGUUCAUGGAAAACGGAAGUCUAGACUCAUGGCUGCAUCCAAGAGAUGAUGAGCAAUCUCAAAGUAAGAGAUUGAGCCUUAUCCAAAGACUCAAUAUUGCAAUUGACGUUGCUUCUGCAAUAGAUUAUCUCCACCACAAUUGUGAAACCACCAUUAUUGUUCAUUGUGAUCUAAAGCCAACCAAUGUUCUUCUUGAUGAAGAUAUGGUAGCCCAUGUUGGUGACUUCGGUUUAGCAAGGUUCCUCUUGGAAGCAUCUGAGAAUUCCUCCCAAAGUCAAACCAUGUCAGUUGGGUUAAAGGGUUCUAUAGGCUACAUUCCUCCAGAGUAUGGCAUGGGAGGCCAAGUUUCCAUUCUCGGAGAUAUUUAUAGCUUCGGAAUAUUGUUACUAGAAAUGUUCACAGGAAAAAGACCUACAGAUGACAUGUUCAGAGAUGGUCUAAGCAUUCACGAAUUUGCAGCCAAUGCAAUGCCUGACCAUGCCAUGGACAUAGUUGACCAUUCAUUGCUCAUUGAAAGAGAUUAUGCAGACGAUGAUGAUGAAAGAUACAACAAUGACAUAGAAGCAAGAUCAAUUACACGCUAUCAGGAUGACAGCCCUAUCCUUUCAACAAGAUUGGAGGAGUGUUUGGUUUCGGUGAUGCAGAUAGGACUCUCAUGCUCUGCAAUAUCACCAUCUGAGCGGAUGCAAAUGGAUGUUGUUGUGAACAAAAUGAAGGCAACUAGAGACUCACAUCUCAAUUUUAGAGGGAGCAGAAGAGGAAAAAGCUAG